Bradysia coprophila is the source of this 3972-nucleotide messenger RNA. RefSeq names its product Supervillin (gene Svil). Gene Ontology annotation, molecular function: actin filament binding; phosphatidylinositol-4,5-bisphosphate binding. The record is from RefSeq and is a predicted model, not a curated record. Gene Ontology annotation, biological process: actin filament severing; cytoskeleton organization; actin polymerization or depolymerization. NCBI's taxonomy places the organism in Eukaryota, Metazoa, Arthropoda, Insecta, Diptera, Sciaridae. Gene Ontology annotation, cellular component: cytoplasm; actin cytoskeleton.
UUCGCUACCAAAACUUUUGCCGAAAAGUAAAAGCCAAUCUCAGUUCCCUGCAUCAUCCAAUCAACCGCCAUACAAAGCAAACAGCAACACGUCGUCGGAUGGUGUUACAGAUAAUGCAAUAAAUGCUGAUGACGAGAAUAAUCUUUGCGCUGUUGAUGGUAAUGCAAUACCGAGUUUUUUAAAGGGUGGCAUUCGUCGUUGUGUAACUCAAGUCAUGCGUCCCGACCAAGAUCAAAUCACCAAAAGUGGUGGUUCCAUAGCUGAACGUUUGGCAGCCCUGCAAAAGAGUGGCACAGAUGAUUGGCGUCGCAGAAUUUCAAAAAAAGAUGAGACCGAUGACGUUCGAAGGGAGAAUUUCGUUAAUGAUGCAAUUUCCAUAUCACUACAACAAUCACCACAGAAGGAAAACAACAUCAUCAUAUCUUCCCCAUUAGAUGGUGGCAAUGUAUCGGAUCGUUUGGCUAAAAUACAAACGGCAUCAUUGGGCUGGAAAUCACGAGUCGAACAAUCAGAUGCAAAGCAAUUCACCGUAGCCGCUAAGUUGCAAUCGAAACCAGUCGUGCAAUUGCCGUUCAACAAAUCGGAUGUGAAAAGGAGUCCUCCGUUGAUAACGCUGAAAUCAAUCAAUCAACCAUUACUCGGACUGGCCAAAAGUCCGUCGAUGAUGGUGCCCAUCACACUGUCCGUCCCAAGCAAAGGCAAUUUGUUGACUCGAAGCAUUAGUGUGCCGGGUGAGGACGAGGAAAACUAUUACAACGAAUGUCGACGCGGUGACGUCAAAAAUGGCGAAGUAACGGAUGGUGACGUGAAUGGCAACAAUAGCUCGAAAGUGUCAGUGCCGAAUGUCGAUGACGACGAAGUGUUUAACAAAUUCUUCGUUUCCAUUGAGAAAACUGUGAUAGAGGAGAAUGUCGAAAUAGCUGAUUUUGAUGCGGUUAAGUCGAGUGAGCGAUUGAGCCAGAAACGAGCCAUCCAAGGUCCGAAGAAUCGACGCUCAGCUCGCAACCCACUGAAAACUCUUGCAGCUCGAGAGGAUCUGAAGAGUGAGUAUACGGAAAUCAAGACCGGAGUGGCCGAUCGUGAACUGAAGCGUCUCAAAUUGGAGUCCAUUGCUCGCACAAGUAAUCUUGCGGUGGAAGCGUUAGCGGGUCUAGCUUCUGUGGAAGACUUUAAAUCGGUCAACUUGAAGUCGAGUUCGCUGCCACUGAACCAAUCGUGGUUGCCAUAUCGCCCGAAAAUGUUACUGCAAGUCAAGGGACGAACUCACAUUCAGAUGCGGCUAGUGGAGCCCACGUACACGUCCAUAAAUCAAGGCGAUUGUUUCAUCCUCAUCGCACCGAAUAAGCUGUAUCGCUACGUCGGUUUCUACUCCAAUUUCAUUGAACAAUCGCGCUGCAAGCAGAUCUGUCUGCGUAUUCUGGAGAACAAAGACUUGGGUUGUACAGCCACAAAAGAAAUUGUGAUCAGUGACAGCAUGGGAGUUGGAUCGUCAGACUUCUGGCAAUUGCUUGGCAAACCGGAUGAUGUUGAAAUAACUGGUGCGGGUCAUGCGGACGAGGAUGAUCUGUUCGAAUGUUGUCUGAUUGAAUCGAAUGCGGUGUAUGAGUAUCAAGCUGAGCUGCUGGAACCAAUAGAACGGUAUUGGGGUGCGUUACCCCGUGUGGAAAUGUUGGAUCCGAAGAAGGUUCUAGUGUUUUCGUUCGGCAGUGAAGUGUACGUGUGGAAUGGGAAGAAUGCCUCAGCGGAGGCAAAGAGAGGUGCGCUUCGUCUAGCACAGGAGCUUUUUUCGGGAAGCUAUGACUAUGAAAUGUGCGAACUGAAUCCGGUGAAUUUUUCAAAAUUGGCAGGUCAUCGAAAGACAACGAAAAUCGUUAAGUCGGGUACGAAACCGGACUGGUGCUUACUGGCCAAGAUUACUCAGAACAUGGAAACGAUUUUGUUCCGGCAGAAAUUCUCGAAUUGGCCGGAAUUCGAGCGGGAUGACUUAGAGAAGGACUAUAUAUCACUCGGUGGACAGCAAAUCAAACCACUGAACGGCGUUGAACUAUUCAACGGGCAGCCAUAUGAGGAACCGAAUUUGGUGUUAGAGAAUUCGAAUCUGGGGCGAGGAAAUUUCUACUACGACCACGACACGAUGCGUCAUUUUGACAUUCUAACGCAAUCCGUGGCCAAAUGGCGCAUCAACGAAUUCAAUUCGGAUAACAUUGCUGAAGAUUUGUACUGUCAUUUCUAUUCGGCAGAGACAUACAUUAUCCGUUGGAUGUACCAGAUUUCGAUAACCGUUCGCGAACUGAGUGGCGAAAUAUCCAAACGCAACACCGUCGGCCGUGAUCGUUGUGUCUAUUUCUGUUGGCAAGGAUCAGAUGCCAGUACUAACGAAAAGGGAGCCGCAGCACUAUUAACGGAUGAGCUAAACAAAGCGAAAGGUUCGCAGAUGCGACUAUCACAAGGUGAAGAGCCCACCGCUUUUCUGCGCUUAUUCCGUACGAUGUUUGUGCAUCGUGGUAAUAGGGACGGUGUGGAAAAACGCCGAGAUCAAUGGCGUUUGUUUGUGAUUUUGGGCAAUUCGGACUGUGAAACCGUUUUAAUCGAAGUGAAUUGCGAAAUGAAGCAGUUGCGAUCGAGGGCAUCGUUUCUACUAGUGAACGGUCGAAGUGGGCAAGUGAUUGUUUGGCAUGGAUGUAGAAGCUUGAAGCAUACACAAGAAGUGGCCAUAGCAGCAGCAGAUGCAGUAAAAUCGAAGAGAUAUGAGGAACUGUUUAGCGACAGUGUUGAUUCUGUCGAGCUGGAGUAUGUGACUGAGGGCGAAGAAAAUGAUCGAUUCUUUGAAGCGAUUGGCAGCCGAGAUCGGGGUCAAUAUUUCAGUUUGGUCACAUCUCCGAAAUCAUUCGAUUUUACACCCAGAAUGUUCCGUUUUAGUAGCACGAAUGGGAAAUUCGAAGCGGUCGAACUUCUUAGUCAAUUGAGAACCAAAGACUUAGUCAGCCCGUAUCCAUUUCAACAAUCCAUUUUGUUCAAUGCUCGUCAGCCGACAAUCUUUCUCAUCGACAACGGAGACUUCCUUUGGUUGUGGCAAGGAUGGUGGCCGCAAGAAGAUCCUGAAGGCGAUACCGAUCAACUAAUCGAUAAUCGUUCAGGCGAAAUCAGAUGGCAGGCAGAACGUCGAGCUGCAAUGGAAACGGUUGUCUUGUUUUACAAAGCAAAGCAGAAAUCGACUCCACUGUCGAAACAGUCAAGUGCUGAGUCAUCACUAAUGGAUGAUAUCAGUCCAACGGAUGAAGCGAUUGCUGGUUCGGACGUUGUCGAUGAGGCAUUGAAUCCAGCCACCGUCAAAGGGAAUAUCGUCUGGGCUGGUCUCGAGCCAAUCGAAUUCGUUGCACUAUUUCCGUAUUGGAUCGAACGCAAAGAUAUUGGUCACAUCAAUAUUCAGGACGGUCGUAGCGAGGUUCCAGUCUCCAUAUCAGAAGCCCUGUCCCAAUUGAGUCAGAAAAAGCAUCCAUUGUCCGUUCUGCUCACCAGACCCCUGCCCGAAGGUUGUGAUCCGACAAGAUUGGAAAUGUAUCUAGAGGAUGACGAUUUUGAAGUGGCAUUGGGCGUACCACAAUCCGAAUUCGAACGGAUGCCAUUGUGGAAGCAGACGAAACUUAAGAAAGACAAGGGAUUGUUUUAGAGACGUUGCGUAGUGUUCGUCGGCGACGGAGUGCUGGUUCUUAAGAAAAAAAAUUAGUUUUUGACUAAGACCGAAAGUGUCGUGGCACGGAUCGGCAUCUGUGGUGAAAAGAAAAUAGAAAAGAGAGAAUCUUUUACCUCAUCUCAGUAUUGUUGAGAUGAAUGUCUAAUGACGAACUCUUUUCUCUGACAAAAAUGUGUGUGCCUUGUUUUCUACCAGAAUGUUAACGAUUUUACUGUGUCGCACUGAUAGAGUUGGAUGCGGGAACAUACAGGAAAAUGGACCAACACAGAAGCAAUAGC